Molecule: messenger RNA, 2813 nt
Organism: Dreissena polymorpha
Lineage: Eukaryota; Metazoa; Mollusca; Bivalvia; Myida; Dreissenidae
Exons: 18
Coding region: 349-2508 (719 amino acids)
Source: RefSeq, a predicted model, not a curated record
UACUUACUUUUUAGAAUCGACAGCGAAAAUUAAAGUAUUUCGUACAAAUUACCGACUCCAAUUCACAGCUUAAAACAGUAUCCCGUGGUCGCCAUCAUAUACAGACAAGAUUCCCUCAAUCAUCUGAUGAAGACUGUGGGAAAUUCUAAUCAACACUGACGUGUAAUAAAGAUCAGCUGAGAAUUAAUAUAUAUGUGUGUUACAUAGUUGGAAAGUGGGGAAACCGUGUAUCUGAUGCCCAACUGUGUAAUUGUGAACUGACUGGUUCUGAAUUACACAUUGUCAAGACGGUCAUCUGGAAAAAAAAGGCUGAGAACCAGUCUUAUCUUAACAGUCAAACAGUGGACCAUGGAUGGCUGGGGUGGAAUGUUUGAUGAAACGGGGUCCUUCGUUGGGGCCACUGCAGCCCCACCACCGACCGGCGUGAAACGACAGUCGGAGGAUGGCUAUGGAGGCUAUGACUAUGACGGGGAUGGCUAUGCUGGCAAGAAGCCGAAACAGGAAGGCUAUGAGGAGAGUGGUGACUGGGAACAACAACAGGAACCAGAUCCUUGGGACCAGAUGGCAGAUACCGGUCCGUCGUCGUGGGAUGCAUUAAAGAGUACAGGAGACAUGGCAGACACCAAGGAUGCAUUUGCCAACUUUUCAGAAAUAACAUCAUGGGACCAGCUGAAGCCAUCUGAAAUCAGUAGUGGAAGGGCUGGAAAAGGGGGGAGGGGGUAUGGGCAACGGACUGGGUCAUGGGGAGGUCAACAGAGUGGCAGAGGAGGCCAGAGAGGGAGGUAUUCGUCUGGAGGGUAUAGUGGGGACAGAGGGGGUGGCUUCAAUAACGGUGGAGGGGGCUUCAACAGGGGUGGCAUGGAUGGAGGUUUCAAUAACAGGGGAGGGGGCUUUAAUAACAGAGGAGGAGGUUUCAAUAGAGGUGGAGGAGGCAGUCGUGGUGGAUUCAGAGGGGGAAGCAGCUUUGGGCGUGGAGGAGGAGGAGGCUUUGGUGGAGGAAAAUCAAAUCAAGGUUUAACUUUAGUAGAGAAGUUUGAGAAGUAUCAGUCAUUCCUGACCAGUGAGACGUCACGCAUUAACUCGAUCCAGUCCCUGGAGAACGCAGUGAACAGCACCCAGCUAUUCCUCAAGUGCGACUACGUCGUGGUGGAAAUGCCUCGCAUCUACAACAGAGCAGUGCGCCGAGCUGUGUACACGGGCCGCCUGGCCAUCAGUGGAAUAUUCCUGGCCCGGUGCGUGGGACUCAACAAGAAGGAAUUGAAACACAAGGUGUAUGACAAGGCUUACAAGGUGCUCACCACCCAGACCUUGGCUGACAUUAACAACCUGAGAGACCCGGGGGCAGACAUUGUCAGAGUGUGCAUAGAGCGUGAGCUAAAACUGUGUGGACCUCACAAGUUCAUCGAGGGAGGCAGCAUGCCGGUGAACCCGACGGUCGGGGAGGUCAUGCAGAAGGUGGCCAGUGGGCUCGAGACAAUCUCUGUCCUGGUGGCUGGACUUGAGAAACUUAUUGCCUAUCUCAAGUCAGCAGUGAACUUGUCCAACUAUUCAAACUCUGUAUGUCUCCCUCACAAGGACACAUGCAUAGCUAGAGCCAGUAAUGUGAACAAGAAGUCCGUGAAGUCCGAGACGUAUACCCAGGCCCUGGAGGCCCUGUACUCCAAGACUCUCCUUGAGCUGAUCAUUCCCGUCGUCGAGGAGACCAAUCAGAAUGAGGAGGAGGAGGAGGUCCACAAUGAGGCUUCUGUCACCGGGGUCCUCCAGGCCAAUGUGGAUGGCCCUCCCCCGGUGGUGAAACCCUCUCUUAUAGAGGCCCCCAUCAUGGACAGGCUGCUCAACCUGUUCUCUACGGUCUCCAACUCGGCCUACACCACCAACAACUUGAGUCUAAUUGACAACUGCCUGACUAACAGUGGCCUCACCGCCGUGUGUGUGUGUUUCUACAAAAAAGUCAGCCCAGAGUCUAAAACAUGUGACCUGUGUGAAUUCUACGUGGACCAAUACCUGAUUGCAACAGGUAGAGGAAGUUGCAAGACAGAAUGUGAAAAGGCUGCAUACAACUCUGCAUACAACAUGCUGUGUAGAACUUCCCCAUCUGAUAUUGUGUCUAAUCAUCCAAAGUUGCCGCCCCAAGAAACAACAGAUCCCCUUCUGCUCGAGACUGAAAUGAAGGGCGCCCUCCCAGUGACGACCGAGUCCAACGUGGACGCGCUGCGCCUGCACAGGUUUGAUCCUGACGUCCUCACAUGCAGCCUGGUAGACAUGGUGCUGGUGGAGGAGAAAAUGUGGACCAACGAUCGACGCACCGCUGCCUUUGCCAUACUACAGAAUACGUGCAACCUCAACGGGCUGCUGCUGAAAUGGACCUUUCAGAACCUUAAGAACGCGGCCACCAAGAACUAUAAAUAUGAGGCAAAACCACUCGGAAAAUACAAGUAUGUUGUCUACGUAAAGGACCAGGAGGUGGCACAGUUCCAGGGUUUGGGAAGAACAAGGUGCGCACGGUAGCCUGCGCAGACUACCUGUUCCGUCUGCUGGAACACAGAUCUGUCCUGCAGAAAUCCAUGGGCUCUGGAAGCUGGGAGGAGAUGAUACAGGGAGCAGUGGGAGACCACUCCUAUAUCAAGGUAUUAACUAGAGUGGAGUAUGAUACAGGGAGCAGUGGGAGAUCACUCCUAUCUCAAGGAGCAUCUAGUGGAGCAACUAUGCCUGUAUAAUGACGUCAGUGAGGCUUUGAAGAGGGCGGAUUGCUACAGCCUAGAUGACUCUGUGAUACCACACACUGUCAGAAGUGCCAGGGAGAAAAUUAAGAG